Molecule: messenger RNA, 1479 nt
Organism: Rhizoctonia solani
Lineage: Eukaryota; Fungi; Basidiomycota; Agaricomycetes; Cantharellales; Ceratobasidiaceae
Product: Retrotransposable element Tf2 protein
Exons: 3
Coding region: 1-1479 (492 amino acids)
Molecular function (GO): zinc ion binding; nucleic acid binding
Source: RefSeq, a predicted model, not a curated record
AUGGCCACCUCCACUUCCACCACCACUAGCAGGGUUUGCCUAUCCAAGGACCCAAAUUACAUCACCCUGGAGGAACAAGACCAUUGCUGUGCUGCUGGCCUCUGCAUCAAAUGCAGUCAGAAGGGGCAUGGCAUCAAACAAUGCCCUAAUGGAUGGAAGGCUACAAUCAAGGAGACAGCCAAGGUGGCCAAGGAUGCUGAUAUUGAAUUUGUAUCUCUUGCCUUAGACUUGAAUAAAAAACUGUUACUCUUUAUCAAUCUUUAUGUCCAGAAUUUCCUGGCAGAACCCUUGAAAACCCUCAUAGAUUCAGGGGCCACUUUGAAUUUCAUCUCUCCAUCAAUUGUAGAAAAAUACAAAAUCCCAAAAACCCAACUUGAAAAUCCACAAGUUGUGAGAAUGCUAGAUGGUACUAUAUCCCAGACUGGUUGCAUUUGGCAUCAGGUUCAACUUGCAGUCUCAGCCAAUGGCCAUUCACACUCUAUCCCCUUUCUACAACAGGGAUUAGUCACAUUCCCUGAACAAGUUCAGAUUGCCUCUGAGGAAGAAGCAGACUUGGACCCACUGGCUGACCUACCUGCUCAGUACCACAAAUUUGCCAAGGUCUUUGGUGAAGAGGAAUUUAAGGUCCUCCCCCCACAUAGGGAGUACAACAUUGCAAUUGACCUUAUUCCCAACACCAAACUCUCACCUGGACCUAUCUAUGGCAUGACUGAUGCAGAAUCUAAGGCACUCAAGCAACACAUUGAUGAGGAACUAGCCAUGGGCAAAAUCCGCCCCAGUACCUCAUCUGCAGGCACUCCUGUGAUGUUUGUCAAGAAAGCUGAUGGAUCCCUUAGGUUGGUUGUUGAUUACCAGAAAUUGAAUGACAUCACACACAAAAGCAUUUACCCCUUGCCACAACAAGAUGACCUCAUGGCUAAACUAUGUCAUGCCAAGAUGUUUACCAAAUUAGACCUAAGGUGGGGAUACAACAAUGUGCGCAUCAAGGAAGGUGAUGAGAAGACUGCCUUCAGAACCAAAUAUGGGCUCUUUGAGUACUUGGUAAUGCCCUUUGGUCUGACUAAUGCACCUGCAGCCUUUCAACAUUGUAUGAACAAUCUGUUCCAGGACCUAAUUGACGUGAUGGUGGUAAUCUACUUGGACAACAUCUUGAUUUUUUUGGAGAAACCAGAGGAGCACCCUACCCACAUAAGGGAAGUCCUUUCCAGGCUAAUGAAGAAUCAGCUAUUUUGCAAACUCUCCAAGUGCCAUUUCCAUGUUACAAUGGUUGACUACCUUGGUAUUGUCAUCUCCCCAGCCAGCUUCUCCAUGGAUCAAAAGAAGAUCAAAGCAGUUACAUCAAGGCCACAGCUGAAGACAGUCAAACAGGUCCAGGCUUUCCUAGGAUUUGUGAAUUACCUCUGCCAGUUCAUUCCUAAUUUCAGUUCAGUGGCUCAACCCUUGCAUAACCUCACCAAAAAGGAUUCCCCUUGGUUAUAG